Lasiosphaeria miniovina is the source of this 1250-nucleotide messenger RNA. RefSeq lists its product as uncharacterized. The record is from RefSeq and is a predicted model, not a curated record. The transcript has 4 exons. The coding region runs from base 408 to 1250 and encodes 280 amino acids. Lineage: Eukaryota; Fungi; Ascomycota; Sordariomycetes; Sordariales; Lasiosphaeriaceae.
CACGCCGAGUUAGAUCCUGCGCACCUUUCAGCCAGACGCAUUGGCGGUCUCUGUCACAACGUCGCGGGCGGGGCAAGUUGCCGAGCCUUUCAAAAUAGCUUCCAUGAACUUGUUCGACGGGGUAGCUGGCAGAGAUCCAACGAGUCAGAGCCCAGGGCCAACAGGUAUUCCGAAAUGGAUUUGGACUGCUAAGAAGCUCGGGGAGACGCCACAGACACCGAUGCCAAUGGUGUCUCAGCUGACUAUUCUUACAUCUACAACGACGCUUCGUCGUCAACACUUAUUGGCGGCGUGUCGACUACCUAGCCCGUCUUGUCAGCUCGGUGUGAGCUCGAGCAGCUCGAGGAGAAAAUGCGCGCGCGCCUGCAGCAGCACCAUCUCACAGCACUCGGCACGCGGCCCGCGUCAUGGAGCGUCAAAUGCGUUCGGGUGGGGGCCGUACUGGGUACGCAGGCGGGAGUAUUGGCGGCGUGGACGUUCAAGCGCGUGCCGGCGCGGACCGAGAGGCGCUACUAAUACAUUCCGCCCGGAGCUUGGCCUUUGAGAGCCGCGUGCUGCACCUCGACCGCUUCUGCGCCGUGCUUGUGAGUCUGCACGGCGGCGUCAUGCAGCGUGUGCGCCUGCGCGGCCUCAUCGCCGCCGUCGCCCCUGCCUGGAUUGCGAGCGACGUACCCCUGCCGCUAGGUCGCGCGCACCAAGACUCCGUCGCCAGGCUCGUGGCCGUGUUUAAGGGCGACACGCCCCCGCAGGACGUCUUGGGUGGCAGCAAGGAGCACGAGUUCCGCGAGGUCAUCCUGCGGCUCAUUCACGGCGCCAUGAGGAUGCUGGAGCACACGGGCUACGGGGAGCGAGCCGUGGGUCCGCGCCCUGUCCGCGCCCUGACCGACGCGAAGCUCACGACCUCGUUCGUCUGCGUCGUCAACUCGUGCUUCGAGACGCCCGACACGUGCGUUGCCUACUAUUGGCAGCGCAUCGACCGGGAUGGAAGGAUCGGCGACGAGGGCGGCGGUGCGGCGCAGCUCAAGGUCGGCAAGGCAUACCCGGUCAACUCGCGCAACCUGGGCAUUUUUGCCGACGUGGUUGGCUACGAGACGGUGAAAGAGACGGGAGAAGAACAAAACCAUCUCGUCGCCAAGAGGAAUAAAGUCGGCAGGCUGCUGAAGUAUAUUAUUGACGACCGAGGGACGUUGAGGGAGUCGCCCAACGGGCAGUUGUGUGUCAUGAGCACGGAGAAGGCGUUCGAAACAUGA